Messenger RNA from Chrysemys picta bellii (western painted turtle), 780 nucleotides. RefSeq names its product sphingosine 1-phosphate receptor 4. Gene Ontology annotation, cellular component: cytoplasm; plasma membrane. The record is from RefSeq and is a predicted model, not a curated record. Gene Ontology annotation, biological process: regulation of metabolic process; adenylate cyclase-activating G protein-coupled receptor signaling pathway. NCBI's taxonomy places the organism in Eukaryota, Metazoa, Chordata, Testudines, Emydidae. Gene Ontology annotation, molecular function: sphingosine-1-phosphate receptor activity.
AUGCGCCUGCGCUGGCUGGUGCCUAGUACAAGUGCCAGUUACCCUGCACGAGCAGCCCUCACUGCUACCUCUGCCCAGCGCAGGAUCCAGGCUAGACAACAGAGCCUCCGGCCCCUUCCUGACAGAAUCCCGGGCUGCUGGACGGAGGUGCCAGCUCUGACCUCUGCUCCAUUGGCUGGACGCGGGGCCGUCUCCUGUCCUAUGUUUGUGCUUUCCCUAGCUCUGGGCUUUGCUCUUCCUCAGGGCUUGCCGGUUCCUCAGAAGAUGCCUGCUCCAGGGCUAAGCCGUUCAGUAGAUCCCUCUCUCCCUUCUCUCCUAACUGACAUCCCCGAGGCCAGGGUUAGCCUGCUGUAUAGCGUGGACUCAUGUCUGCAGCUGGCAGCCAGGCAGAACAUCAACCUCAUCCUGCAGCACUACAAUUACACGGGGAAGCUGGGCAGGCGGCGGCCCCAGGAGGACAAGAUGGGCCUCCUCAAGGUGGCCUUCAUCACCAUUAGCUGCCUCAUUGUGGUGGAGAACCUGCUGGUGCUGAUAGCCAUCGUGAGGAGCCUGCAUGCCCGCCGGUGGGUCUACUCCUGCAUCCUGGCAGCCAGGCAGAACAUCAACCUCAUCCUGCAGCACUACAAUUACACGGGGAAGCUGGGCAGACGGCGGCCCCAGGAGGACAAGAUGGGCCUCCUCGAGGUGGCCUUCAUCGCCAUUAGCUGCCUCAUUGUGGUGGAGAACCUGCUGGUGCUGAUAGCCAUCGUGAGGAGCCUGCAUGCCCGCCGAUUACAUUAG